Messenger RNA from Gasterosteus aculeatus aculeatus (three-spined stickleback), 3907 nucleotides. RefSeq names its product nuclear receptor subfamily 4, group A, member 3 (gene nr4a3). Gene Ontology annotation, molecular function: nuclear glucocorticoid receptor binding; zinc ion binding; RNA polymerase II cis-regulatory region sequence-specific DNA binding. Gene Ontology annotation, cellular component: nucleus; transcription regulator complex. Gene Ontology annotation, biological process: regulation of transcription by RNA polymerase II; cellular response to corticotropin-releasing hormone stimulus. Lineage: Eukaryota; Metazoa; Chordata; Actinopteri; Perciformes; Gasterosteidae. The record is from RefSeq and is a predicted model, not a curated record.
CGGCAGAGCCCACAUAAAUGCACUAUUUGACUUUCUCCCUUCAGACGGCGCACAUAAACAAACCCGCGUUGCAACUCCACACUUUGCUAAGCACCCAUCAGCACUGACACGCUCACGGGAACGGACGAAGACACACUCCUUAUAUCCGGGAGUUUUUCUUUCUUUCUUUUUUUAAAUUCCGUUUCACAUGUUUUCUACUUUAAGUUAGAAGAAGAAACUUUUUGCCGCCGAUGCAUCCUGAUCCUCCGCAAUAUUAGCUGUACUUUUUUUCUACAUAUUUGUCUUUAUUAUUCCGACUCUUGGUGAUUAUUCUGGAUGAAAAUGGGAUACUUGAUGCGAGGUUGUUACCACAUGUAAAGACGGAACCUUUACAGCAAACCAGUUCGGAAGAGCGAGUCCGGCCGAGCUUUCAGCACCGGCGAUCGGACGUUUCCUUCGCGACGCCCGCCGAUUCCUCCCCGCUGCAGGAGCCCUGUCACGGCCGCGGCCACGCGCGCCCUCACCUCCGGACACUCAGCACCAUUCAGCGCGAGGCUCCUUCACCAGAUCUAUGGCAUUCUGACAAUGAACAAGCGCGCUCAGUUAUUGGAACAGCUGCAGUUUGUCCAGUUGAAAUGCACACCUCGAGAGAUGCCCUGUGUGCAGGCUCAAUACGGGCCCGCCCCUCCAGGCUCCGCCUACUCUGGCCAGUCCUUCAGUUACCAGGGAGACAGCUAUAGCUCUGACCUCAUGACCCCUGACUACACCAAGCUGGACCUGGGUGGCGGUGAGAUCUCUGCCGCCGCCACCACCUCCCUACCCAGCUUUAAUGUCUUUGUGGAGGGGAGCUAUGAGCCCAAGUCCUCCUGCCUUUACCAGAUGCCCACACACAGGCCCAUCAAAAAGGAGGAGGAGAGCUAUCCGACUGCUCCGCCACUGGAGGCCAUGUCGUCCUCCACUAUGUACUUUAAACAGUCUCCCCCAUCCACACCCACCACCCCGUCCAUGCCCCCCCAGCCCGGCACGUCAUUCCUGUGGGAGGAGCACCACCUGGCCCCUCCUUCGCACCCGCACUCUCUGGGUUCCGGCCUGGAGACGGGCCCCCUCAAGUCGCCCCGCUUUCAGCACUUCUACCAGCACUCGCCUCCCCACAGCGGGGGCAGCGUCGGCGGUUACGACAGCCUGGCUGGAGGACUGGUUCGCACCUCGUCCUCGUCCUCGUCCUCGUCCUCCUCUGUCUCCCAUCCUCACUGUCCGCCCCUGGAGCAGCCCAUGUACCAGCUGCACCGCGGGGCCGGGGGAGGCAGCCUCGCCUUCCGCUCCCUGGCUCUUGGGCCCUGUGGCCCCCUACUAGGAGACAGCCUGCCAUCGCCUCCGCCACGGGGACCCCAAGGGGAGGGCACCUGUGCGGUGUGUGGGGACAAUGCAGCCUGCCAGCACUACGGCGUGCGCACUUGUGAGGGCUGCAAGGGCUUCUUCAAGCGCACCGUGCAGAAAAACGCCAAGUACGUGUGUCUGGCCAGUAAGAACUGUCCUGUGGACAAGAGGAGACGCAACCGCUGCCAAUACUGCCGCUUCCAGAAGUGUCUGAGUGUGGGCAUGGUGAAGGAAGUGGUUCGUACUGAUAGCUUGAAGGGGCGCCGAGGCCGUCUGCCUUCCAAACCAAAGAGCCCCCUUCAGACAGAAGCGUCUCCUCCUUCUCCGCCCCUCAGCUUGCUCUCCGCUCUCGUCAGGGCUUAUUCUCACUGCACCCCUCGGGACCUCGACUACAGCCAGUUCAGCGCUGCCGACCCUCCCUCCUCCUCCUCAGAUGCCGAGCACAUCCAUCUCUUCUACAGGCUGCUCACCAUCUCAAUGGAAACCACACGAUGCUGGGCAGAGCGGCUUCCCGGGUUCUCCGAGCUUCAGCGUGACGAUCAGAACCUGCUCAUUGACUCUGCUUUCCUGGAGCUGUUUGUCCUGCGAUUGGCUCACAGGUCGAUGUUGUCGGAGGAUAAACUAGUGUUCUGUAAUGGCUUGGUGCUGCACAGGUUCCAGUGCCUUCGUGGGUUCGGAGAGUGGCUGGACUCCGUCCGGGACUUCUCCACCCACCUCCAGAGCCUAAACCUGGACGCCUCCGCCUUUGCCUGCCUGGCCGCCCUUGUACUGCUCACAGAGCAAGUACCAGGUCUGAAGGACUCGAAGCGGGUCGAGGAGCUGCAGAACAGAGUCAUUUGUUGUCUCAGAGACCACCUGGGUUGCAGCCCCGCUUCCUCCUCGUCCAAGCCCGCGACCCCUCUGAGCCGUGUUCUGGGUCUAAGAGCAGAGCUCCGCUCCCAGAGGACCCAGGGCCUUCAACGAAUCUUCUACCUGAAGCUGGAGGACCUGGUGCAGCCCCCUCCGUUGAUUGACAGGUUCCUGGACACUCUGCCCUACUGACGGGUGGGAUGACCGCACAGAGAAACAACCCACGUCACGUUCUGUUCCGGCCCCCCUUCCCCCCCUCCCGACCUCUCAUGGAGCACGCACACACAUUUGGAGAGACUCUCGGUCCACUCUGACUGUACAGAGCAGAGAGACGAGCAAACGCUCUGCACUCAACAGCUGACUACAGCCGACGGAGCGCUUUUCACCUGUUUAAAAGACGAUCACAACAAGCGCUUCACCACUUUUUCUUCGAUCCUCCGUUUUUUUUCUCAUGUGGGGGAGGAGGACGAGGUUGGGAUGGACAGAAAGAUGACUGUCCUCUUCCAGCAAAAAAGAAAGACGGUUUAUGAAUACUGUUUACCUGUGUUUUUGCCUGACAUCCAAUAUGAGGACUCCUUUUUAAUAGAGAGGGAGGGGCGGGCCCAGUGAAACACAAGUUACUGUGUAUUCUAAAUCCUCCUGCUGAAAUUCGGAAGGGGGCUUUUUUUUAUACUAAAAAUGUCCUGAAAUGGCAGAGAUCAUCCAACAAAGCAGACAGAUAUUUCUUAAACACAUGGAAGUGGUUGUUGAGUUGGGCUCGUGAUUCCAAGUGCAAUUUCUUAAGUGCUGUCUCGCCGCAAAAGGAAUAAGUGGAGAAUUAAUGGUUUAAUUUCAAACUCUAAAUUAUUUCAACUGAAAGACUUGUACUAUCAGCAGCUAAACAAAAAGAGACAGUCCACGCUUUAGACAGCAGAGGAGAUGUUGUGCACUAACGAUUGAUGACUGAGUCGCCCAGACUUGAACUCGCUCUAGUAUGUUUUUUUCUUGUUUUUUUAAAUUAACUCAUUUUUAAAUCAUAGGUCAUGAAGAAGAAUGGAGGAAUAAACGUGGACAAAAAUUGGCUUUUGAAGCACUUACACCCUGACAAGGGCUAGAAGCACAGACACACACCCUACCUGCUCCUCUGGAGGGUGGCGGCGAGUCGGGGAGAGUAGGGUGCUCGACAGCUGUAUGUCCAGGGAUGAAACAUUCCGCAGUCAUGCUCUUUUUCUAUUUGUUUUUAUGUGGAGGCCGUGUGAGAGUGCGGAUGGAUUAGUUGCAUACUGUCUUUGUGUGUACGCUUAGAGGAGGAUCAUAUGCAUGGUGUGUUAUAAGCUGUCAGGAGCGGCCAUAGCCUGUCAAAACAGCUGUGUUUGUGUCUCAGACUGUUGGUCUUUGGGGAUCUCCCCGGGCCCCCACCACCCACUCACAGUCACGGCGGCAGUUUAAAAUAUGAAAAAAGCAAAUUAUAUAGAUAUAAAUAUGAAUAUAUAUAUAUAUAUACAAAACUAAUAUUUUGAAGUGUUUUUAGCUUUUUCAAAUAUUGUGGUACGAGUUGUGCGUUGUUUUUUGAAGAAGAGAAAACAAAAAAAGAAAAAAAAGUUGGUGUUUUUCAAUGUCCCUCUUUGGUUUGCGUUUGAUUCUUAUUUUCUUUCUCUUUGGUUCACUGGAUUUUCUGUUCAGCACUUUGAAAUCAUAAACUAGUUCUGAUUAUUCUGCCAAA